Homo sapiens (human) is the source of this 3631-nucleotide messenger RNA. RefSeq names its product fascin actin-bundling protein 2, retinal (gene FSCN2). NCBI's taxonomy places the organism in Eukaryota, Metazoa, Chordata, Mammalia, Primates, Hominidae. The record is from RefSeq and is a predicted model, not a curated record. Bases 2031 to 3581 code for a protein of 516 amino acids. Gene Ontology annotation, cellular component: cytoskeleton; actin cytoskeleton; stereocilium. Gene Ontology annotation, biological process: anatomical structure morphogenesis; actin filament organization. The transcript has 7 exons. Gene Ontology annotation, molecular function: actin filament binding; protein-macromolecule adaptor activity.
GGAGCCUGGGGAGUCCCGGGACCGACGGCGGCGGGGAUGCGGGUCUGCCUGUCCCUGGGAUGCGGGCGGGCGGGCAGGGCGAGGCCUGGAGCCCGCGGGGCGCAGGGGGCUGGACCGCGCGCUGUGAUUUUUCUGUUUAGCAGCGGGGCCUCGCCCAAGGUCGCGCGGGGCCUGUCCUGGAUAUGCUCUGGGAAGCCAGUGGCGCAGGGCAGCCGCCACCCUUCUGGAACCAGUGCCGGAGAGGGCCGGGCAGCUGGGCCUGGGGAGGGGACCGCAUGGAUGGAGCUGGGGGUAGCUGGGCGGCCUCCGGAGCCGGGAGAGUCGGCAGCUGCACUUCCGCCAGAGGGUUUCACCAUGUUGGCCAGGCUGGCCUGAACUCCUGACCUUAAGUGAUCCACUCGCCUAGGCCUUCCAAAGUGCUGGGAUUACAGGCGUGAGCCACCUCACCCAGCCUGGAGUGUCUCAUCUUCCACCACUAAAUGAAACGAUGGACCCUGAACAGAAAAAGGAACAGUGGUGGAAGAACUAGCAAAGCCCACAGCCUUGAGUUUGGCCGUGCCUGGCACGGUUGCUGUCCAGGGCUUAGAGGACAGAGGAAGAGCCCCUGAGUCUGUGCACACUCUGCCACCAUGGCCCUGCCCACCUCUGGAGCCCACAGGUGCCCAGCCCAGGCCCCUUGCUUUUGGCUAGACUCCUGCCCUACGGGGACCCCCAUGAUGGCCACUCAGGAGAUGGGCCCAGGAGGACAGGGGAGUGACUCCAGGCCAUGACCGGAAGGGGCCUGUGGCCCCUGUUCCCAGUCCCCAGGGAGACGGGAGGGUCACACGCUGUUAUGAGGAAGAGGACACCGGGCUGGCCCUGGCCCAGGGUGGCCAGCUCUGGUUUCACUACUUGGCCCCAAGCCCCUGAGGCAGGUGCAGGAGCCAGGCACGGUGAGCAGGGCCCAGUGCCCCUCAGGCUCUGGGGAAGGGGUACAGCCAGGUGGCCCAGAGCAAGGAGGUGCUGUAGACAGGUGUGACCACUUCCAGUCUCUCCCGGCCUGCUGGCCUUCAUCCUCUCCCAGAUUCCAAGGGCCACCGCUGGGAGCAUGGGGUGGACAUCGUCCCACCAGCCUCCUGGAUCCACAUCCGUAAAGACUCCAAAGUGAAGUGAGGCUGGCUUCACUCCAGCUCACAGCAGAGGAGGGGGCAGCCUCAGGGCCCAGCAACUUGCUCAGAGCGCACAGGAGUGCGCUGGGGCCGGGCCAGCCUGGCCCAGGGCCUCUGACUCUGCCCCCUGCCUGCAGGGCUGCACGGCCACUGUGUUCCACCCUCCAGCGUGGGUGGCAGUCCAGUGCGUCAUUCUGGGGCCUGAGCAGUGUGGCCAGAGGCCGGUCUGGGGUGGAGGCGACCUGGGCUGCAGGUUGUGGCUGGGGUCCUUGCUAUGCUUCUGGCAGCAGGAAUCAGAGAAGCAGUAACUGGAUCCAGCUGAGGGCCUGGCGGCCACCGAGGGUACGGGCGGCGAUCAGGUUGCGGCCGAGCCGUGAGCGUUCCACUGGACGGCUUCUACAUCCGGAAGGGCUGGGCCGGGCCGGGCCGGGAGCCCACACGGGGUUGGAGGAGGGGGGCAGGAACGAGAGAGGCCAAAAGGUGCAGGGCCGUGAAGAGGGGCGCUGGGCCCACGCUAUGAGGAAAAGGGGAUCAACCCUGCCCUCCAGCCCCGUAGGCCCUCAGGCCCUCGGGCUCUGGGCUCUGUGCAAUCCGGGAGUGGCUGAAAUCCAAGCUGAGGGUAAUGAAAGGUGCUGCUCCUAAGCCGCACGUCUCUGAUCCGCCCUCCCCGCCCGCCCUCUGCUGCCCGCGGGCCCUCUAAGAGCUGCCCAGGCUGCUGCCGCGGGUCAGAGGCGGGUCAGAGCAGGCAGGGGGUUCGUGACGCCGGCUGGGUCUGGGGGCUGUGGGCCAGCCGAGCCGACCCGGGCUUCUGGGGGACCGCGGGGGCCGUGAGCACUCAGAGGGCGCAUCCCAGGCCCCUCCGGGGACCCGGCCAGCCUGAAGAUGCCGACGAACGGCCUGCACCAGGUGCUGAAGAUCCAGUUUGGCCUCGUCAACGACACUGACCGCUACCUGACAGCUGAGAGCUUCGGCUUCAAGGUCAAUGCCUCGGCACCCAGCCUCAAGAGGAAGCAGACCUGGGUGCUGGAACCCGACCCAGGACAAGGCACGGCUGUGCUGCUCCGCAGCAGCCACCUGGGCCGCUACCUGUCGGCAGAAGAGGACGGGCGCGUGGCCUGUGAGGCAGAGCAGCCGGGCCGUGACUGCCGCUUCCUGGUCCUGCCGCAGCCAGAUGGGCGCUGGGUGCUGCGGUCCGAGCCGCACGGCCGCUUCUUCGGAGGCACCGAGGACCAGCUGUCCUGCUUCGCCACAGCCGUUUCCCCGGCCGAGCUGUGGACCGUGCACCUGGCCAUCCACCCGCAGGCCCACCUGCUGAGCGUGAGCCGGCGGCGCUACGUGCACCUGUGCCCGCGGGAGGACGAGAUGGCCGCAGACGGAGACAAGCCCUGGGGCGUGGACGCCCUCCUCACCCUCAUCUUCCGGAGCCGACGGUACUGCCUCAAGUCCUGUGACAGCCGCUACCUGCGCAGCGACGGCCGUCUGGUCUGGGAGCCUGAGCCCCGUGCCUGCUACACGCUGGAGUUCAAGGCGGGCAAGCUGGCCUUCAAGGACUGCGACGGCCACUACCUGGCACCCGUGGGGCCCGCAGGCACCCUCAAGGCCGGCCGAAACACGCGACCUGGCAAGGAUGAGCUCUUUGAUCUGGAGGAGAGUCACCCACAGGUGGUGCUGGUGGCUGCCAACCACCGCUACGUCUCUGUGCGGCAAGGGGUCAACGUCUCAGCCAAUCAGGAUGAUGAACUAGACCACGAGACCUUCCUGAUGCAAAUUGACCAGGAGACAAAGAAGUGCACCUUCUAUUCCAGCACUGGGGGCUACUGGACCCUGGUCACCCAUGGGGGCAUUCACGCCACAGCCACACAAGUUUCUGCCAACACCAUGUUUGAGAUGGAGUGGCGUGGCCGGCGGGUAGCACUCAAAGCCAGCAACGGGCGCUACGUGUGCAUGAAGAAGAAUGGGCAGCUGGCGGCUAUCAGCGAUUUUGUCGGGCCCCCACCCCGCCCGGCCUGGACAGGGAAGGUGGCGGGAGGGGCAGCGCAGCAGACGCUCUCCCCGCCAGGCAAGGACGAAGAGUUCACCCUCAAGCUCAUCAACCGGCCCAUCCUGGUGCUGCGCGGCCUGGACGGCUUCGUCUGCCACCACCGCGGCUCCAACCAGCUGGACACCAACCGCUCCGUCUACGACGUCUUCCACCUGAGCUUCAGCGACGGCGCCUACCGGAUCCGAGGCCGCGACGGAGGGUUCUGGUACACGGGCAGCCACGGCAGCGUGUGCAGCGACGGCGAACGCGCCGAGGACUUCGUCUUCGAGUUCCGUGAGCGCGGCCGCCUGGCCAUCCGCGCCCGGAGCGGCAAGUACCUGCGCGGCGGCGCCUCGGGCCUGCUGCGGGCCGAUGCCGACGCCCCGGCCGGGACCGCGCUUUGGGAGUACUGAGGCCGCGCCCAGACCAGCCUGUCGCGCAUUAAAACCGUGUCUCUCCCGCA